AUGAGCUUUAAUGAAUUCAAUCAGGCUUUCGAGCAGUUUGGACAGGUGAAUGGAGGUGAUUUCUGCGAUGUCGCUCCAAUCAACAACAGUGGAACAGGACAAGACGGGAUGUCCCAUCAAUUGUCGUCAGGGUGUGAAGGACUGAUUCCUGAUGUUCAACAUGGACACCCACCAAGCAUCGGAUUAGAGGAAAACGACACCAUUUGUCAAUCGCUUAUUCCCAUUUGCAUGCAAGCAAUAUCUCAGGAAAAUUUCCAUUCGAAUCGAGCAGUUCUUCCAGAACAUUCUCCACCUAUACUGCAUACAACGAUUCAUGUGGCUCGAGGCAUUCCAGUUCAGAUUGAAUCAAUAAGUCGCGCCGAUGUGAAUCAGAAAAGGGUUGCAGAAACUGGACAAAAUCAGAAUGAAACGCAUCUUCAAAAAGCUCCAAGAUACGUGGAACCCAAGUUCGAGGAAUUCGAAAAGUCACUGAAGGGAUAUACAGAUCAGAUGUUUUUCAACCCGGAAUCAUUGUUCAACAACUUUGAAGUUUCCCAGCACAGUUUGUUUUUGGAGCAGCCGAUGAACUACAAAGAAGAAAGAGUGACACAUGAGUUGGACGACGAUACGCUCCGAAACGUUGGAGCACCGGCGUUCAAUUAUGGAUAUGGAGGUUUCCCUAUACCUUCCCUUCCGGGAAAAGAGGAUACUGAAUAUCACGAAGAAGGUGAGUUGAAUCAGUUUUUAUUUAAAAAGAAAUCCCCAUCAAUCAAUUCGUUUUCAGCAACCAAAUGGAUCAAAAAACGUGAAAUUGAGAAGAAGCAAUUAUUGAUGGGAACAGUUGAUAGACUUCAGAUGGAAGUAAACAAAAAACGGUCAGAGAUUGAAGAAAUCAUUGAAAAUACCGAAAAACAAACGAGAGAUGAUGCGAAAUUGUUGGAGAGAAAAUCUAUAUAUUUCUUUGUUGAAGAAACAGACGCCCAGAAAAAGGACAGAAAAUGGAGAUCCAAAUUUCUCUCUCAUUUUGGUAAUGUAAAAGACUUACCACUGGAUCAGCUCAUGGUCAGGCUUAAAAACGCCCUCCGGGAAAAAAAGCAACUUCAGAAAAGGCGUGAGUCAAAGGAAAUCAUUAAAAAAGUGGAAGAAGAUAUAAGAGUGGCAGAAAGAUUUUUGGGCAGAGCUUCUACGUAUUUCAUCAAUGAACAAGAACUAGAACAAGCUUUCAGGGAAAUGAGACCAAUUAUCCAAUUUGAUAACAAGCUGAAACGUUGCCUGAAUGAGAGAGAUACACUUUGGAAGGAGAUAAUGGAAACGAAUUGUGUAAAAACGACUCUAAAUCACCAGUUCACCGAUGUGCUCAAUAUGGAGAAAGACACAGAGCAAUGGAGACCAAGCAAAGUUGUCUCAAUUCCAUGGGUUUUUCGAUUCCAAAAGUCAUCUGGUCUUUACCACUUGACCGUAGAUUUUGAGCCACUUGUUCCAGUUACAUCCGGAUUCAUAGCAACUGUCCGGCCCACCAUGGGAACGAAAAAACUGCAUGUUUCCACGUUCAAAUAUUUUGAUAUAUGGGAUUCUACACGAAUUUUUGAAAAGACGAUCAUAAAGGAAGAGAUUGAAAAAUUUUUGGAAGAUGGUAAUCUCUCAAUGAAGCUCAAAGUUUGUGUCAAGUCAGGAAAUGAUUUGAGAGAGCGAUUGGAAUUCAACAAAUCUGAAGAAAGAGAUACAUGUGUUGUAGUUGAAGACCAGCAUUUUUAUGUUUCCAAAAUGGUGAAUUUUAAGAUUUCAAUACAUUUUCACUUACGCUUUUUUCAGGAGCUGGCGUCUCUAUCUCCAGUUUUUGACAGAAUGUUUUUCGGAGGAUUUGAAGAAUCCAGAAAAUCAGAAAUUACCUUUCAAGGCAUAUUCGCCUCAGAUUUUCAUGAUUUCCUAGAAUUUUGCUUUAAUGGAGGAAGACUUAACAACGGGACAGUUAGAGGGAUCGCUGAUGUCGCUGAAAUGUUUGAUAUCGAGGCUGUUCGGCUAAUGUGCAUCAACUUCAUUUCACAGAAUAGAGAGUAUUCCACCAAAGAAAAGAGACAAUUUGGGAAGGAAUUUGACAUACCGGAAUUGAAGAACUAUGUCCGCCAACAAUGA
This is a messenger RNA of Caenorhabditis briggsae, 2112 nucleotides long. The record is from RefSeq and is a predicted model, not a curated record. NCBI's taxonomy places the organism in Eukaryota, Metazoa, Nematoda, Chromadorea, Rhabditida, Rhabditidae. Gene Ontology annotation, molecular function: protein binding. The coding region runs from base 1 to 2112 and encodes 703 amino acids. The transcript has 11 exons.